Messenger RNA from Funneliformis mosseae, 688 nucleotides. The record is from the annotation of a GenBank genome assembly. Lineage: Eukaryota; Fungi; Glomeromycota; Glomeromycetes; Glomerales; Glomeraceae.
AUGGACGACAACCGUUUCUCAAAGACUCGAAAAGGGAAUUCUGACUUUAGUCAAGGACACGUUAACCCUCGGUUUUCCGAAACCGAAGAAACAAAUCAUUCUGGCGAAUUCGGACUGAAUGAUCCUGAUAUCAUUGUGGGACGAUAUUUAAUAUAUGACUCAAGAACUAGACGUUGUUACGCUAGAAACAAUUCUUCGUUUGAAAUAAACACUCCAAGGGAUGGAAAUCACAUAUCAAAAAUGAUGAAUGUUAUACUAGGGCGCGCAUCUCCAAAUUCAAUGAAAGAAGUUACCCCGUCCGCGUUUUCACGUAUUCCACCCCCACCUCCACCUCCCAAUUCUCCACCAUUGUUAUCCUUGUCUCCAUUUUUUCCAUCUUCACCAGAAUUACCCUCGACUCCAAUAGGUCCACCGCAAGUUAUACAGGCCACACCGGAUAGUACACCACGAAAUCUGCAGAAUUUAAAUACAUUAACGGAUAAUAAUAGUCCGCCUUAUUCUCCAUUUCCAGAUUCUCAUUUUGCCCAAUUUGAUGUACCAAGUCCACCGGUGUCCGCUCGUGGGUUUUCCCCAUUAUCUAAUCCUUAUUAUUCGGAUGACUCAGAAUCUUCUUACUCGAAUGACUCGGUUCAUCACUCACCGACAACACCAUUACCAACAACCGAGAUUAGUUCAUCUUCCGCUCAAC